AUGGCGAACACCGGGGUGUUGCCGUUCGUGCGGGGUGUGGACUUCAGCUGCAACGACUUCGGCGAUGGCAAAUUUCCCGAAUCUAUGCGUCUCAUGACUGGAAUACAAUGGCUGAAAUUAGACAAAACAAAUUUGGCAGAGAUUCCAGAGGAGAUGGGCAAAUUGCUGAAAUUGGAACAUCUAUCACUUGUCAAAAACAAGCUAGAACGUUUGUACGGAGAAUUGACAGAAUUGGGAUGUCUCAGAACACUGAACAUAAGGCAUAAUAAUAUCAAAUCCAGCGGUAUCCCAGCGGAAUUGUUUCACUUAGAGGAAUUAACAACUCUAGACUUGAGUCACAACAAUUUGAAGGAGGUACCUGAAGGCCUAGAGAGAGCACGUUCCUUGCUCAAUCUUAACUUGAGCCAUAAUCAUAUCGAGACUAUACCAAAUACAUUGUUCAUCCACUUGACAGAUUUAUUGUUUCUGGAUCUCAGUCACAAUAAACUAGAAACGGUGCCACCGCAGACUCGCCGCUUGGCUAACUUACAAACUUUAAAUCUAAAUCAUAAUCCUUUGGGUCACUUUCAAUUAAGACAACUGCCAUCGUUGAUGAAUUUAACGACGCUACAAAUGCGAGACACACAACGAACAUUGAAUAAUAUACCAUCUAGUCUGGAAACCUUAACGAACUUACAGGAGCUCGAUUUAUCACUGAAUAAUUUACCCCGUGUGCCUGACGCGCUGUAUUCCUUAUCGAACUUGCGUCGUUUAAACCUCAGCGACAAUCAGAUAACGGAAUUGUCAACGGCAAUCGAAUUAUGGACAAAAUUGGAGAUUCUAAACGUGUCGAGAAAUAAAUUAAGUGCAAUACCGGCUUCUCUGUGCAAGAUCUUCACAUUAAGAAGGUUAUAUUUAAAUGAUAAUGAAUUGGACUUUGAGGGCAUACCAUCUGGAAUUGGAAAAUUAUCGUCGCUGCAGGUGUUCUCUGCCGCUAACAAUCAUUUGGAGAUGAUACCAGAGGGAUUGUGCAGAUGCGGCUCAUUGAAGCAACUAGUAUUAACGUCAAACCGAUUGAUCACUGUACCGGAUGCCAUCCAUCUUUUGACCGACUUAGAACAGUUAGACUUGCGAGAUAACCCGAAUUUAGUGAUGCCACCAAAACCGACGGAAGUACAGAGAGGAUCGGGCAUCGAAUUUUACAAUAUCGAUUUCUCCUUGCAACAUCAGUUGCGUCUCGCUGGUGCUAAUGUACCGGUUCCAGUUCAAGCUGCCAACAGCAAGGAUCCAAUUGCGCGUAAAAUGAGACUGAGAAGAAGGAGGGAUCAGGAUCAAGAGGCAGACCAAGAUCAAGCCAAGAUACUUAAAGGUAUGAAAGAUAUAGCAAAAGAGAAGAACAAAGAUAAGGAAUGCGAAGAGUCGAAAGCGGAAUCUUUAAAGCCGAAGCGAUGGGAUGAAGCUUUAGAGAAGCCACCGUUGGACUACUCGGAAUUUUUUGACGAGGACGCUGGUCAGAUACCCGGGUUGUCAGUCUGGGAGAUAGAGAACUUCCUGCCGAACGAGAUCGAGGAAGUGGCGCACGGCAAGUUUUACGAGGGCGAUUGUUACAUCAUCCUGAAAACCGGGAUAGAUGAAGGUGGAUCAUUGACCUGGGCGAUCUAUUUCUGGAUUGGUGAAAAGGCAACGUUGGACAAACGAGCCUGUGCGGCGAUCCACGCGGUAAAUUUGAGGAAUUACUUGGGCGCGCAAUGUAGGACAAUCAGGGAAGAGCAAGGGGACGAGUCGGAUGAGUUCCUGAUGCUGUUCGAUUCGGGUAUCACUUACAUCGAGGGCGGCCGCACGUCGUCCGGCUUUUACACGGUGGAAGAUACGCCAGCGAUCACGCGUCUGUACCGAGUGCACGCAGCAGGAGCUUCUAUACAUCUGGAACCGGUCCCAGUGUGCGUCGAAUCUCUGGAUCCGGGUUACGUUUUCGUUCUCGAUACGGGGAACAAGAUCUUUAUGUGGUACGGGAAGAAAGCGAAGAGCACUCUGAAGUCAAAGGCGCGAUUGAUGGCUGAGAAAAUUAACAAGAACGAGCGCAAGAAUAAGGCCGAGAUUAUAACGGAAGUCAUGAACGCCGAGACAGAAGACUUCCUGUUGCAGCUGGGUGUGGAGGAGCACGAACAAAAAAAUCUGCAAAUUAUCGAACACGUGGAUCCAGAUUUCGUACCUCUGGUGCCCAGGUUGUAUCAGGUCCAACUUGGAAUGGGCUACUUGGAAUUACCGCAGGUCGAGGUCCCUCACGGAAAGUUAACAAACACUUUGUUGAACAAUCGCAACGUGUACAUAUUAGAUUGUUAUUUGGAUGUAUAUGUGUGGUUUGGAAAGAAGUCGACGCGACUGGUACGCGCCGCUGCUGUGAAGCUGUCUCAAGAAUUAUUUAACAUGAUAGAAAGGCCGGAAUAUGCAAUGGUGACGAGAUUGCAAGAGGGUACUGAAUCCCAGAUUUUCAAGUCUAAAUUUACCGGAUGGGAUGAAGUGAUCGCCGUGGACUUUACUAGGACGGCUGAAUCGGUCGCUAAAACUGGAGCGGAUCUCACUAAAUGGGCCAAGCAACAGGAAACGAAGGCGGACUUGGCCGCUUUAUUCAUGCCGCGACAACCAUUGAUGUCGGCUGCCGAGGCGCAUCAACUCAUGACGGAAUGGAACGACGAUUUGGAAGGAAUGGAGGCGUUGGUACUGGAGGGCAAGAAAUUCGUACGUUUGCCGGAGGAGGAAUUGGGGCACUUUUACAGUGCGGAUUGUUACGUUUUUUUGUGUCGAUACUGGAUGCCACUAGAUAUAACGGAGAACGAAGACGGUGAAGAGCAGUACGAGGACGAUUAUCAAUGUACAGUGUACUUUUGGCAAGGCAGAGAUGCGGGAAACAUGGGAUGGCUCACGUUUACCUUUAGUUUGCAAAAGAAAUUCAAAUCGUUGUUCGGCGAGAAUCUGGAAGUUGUCAGGACGCAUCAACAGCAAGAGAACCUCAAGUUCAUGAGUUACUUUAAACGGAAGUUCAUUAUUCACCAAGGCAAACGUAAGCAGCCGAAGACCCCAGGCAGCAGCAAGGUGGAGUUUUAUCACCUGCGGAGUAACGGCAGUGCUUUAUGCACUCGGCUUAUUCAGAUCAGUCCGGCGGACUCGACGUUAUUGAAUUCUGCUUUCUGUUAUCUCUUAAAUGUGCCAUUUAACAAUGACGACGGUACUGGUAUCGUGUACGCGUGGAUUGGAUCGGCAGCUGAUCCCGAGGACGCUCGUUUAAUUGGGGAAAUCGCAGAGGCAAUGUUCAAUAAUCCGUGGAUAAGCUUGCAAGUGUUGAACGAAGGUGAGGAACCGGACAAUUUCUUCUGGGUGGCGCUUGGAGGGAGGAAACCAUACGACACUGACGCCGAGUACAUGAAUUACACGAGACUAUUCAGAUGUUCCAAUGAGAAAGGGUACUUCACGAUCAGUGAAAAGUGCACCGAUUUUUGCCAAGAUGACUUGGCAGAUGAUGACAUAAUGAUCCUCGAUAAUGGAGAACAGGUAUUUCUCUGGCUAGGCGCUCGCUGUUCCGAAGUUGAAAUUAAAUUGGCCUAUAAAUCAGCACAGGUGUACAUUCAACACCUGCGUGUAAAGCAGCCUGAAAAGCCCCGCAAGUUAUUUUUGACUGCCAAAGGUAAAGAAUCCAAGCGAUUCACGAAGUGCUUUCACGGCUGGGGUUUACACAAAAGACCGCCGCAGUAAGAUCGAGUCGGAGUUUUUCUACUACGCUUAGUUUCGUACGCAGGCAGAAUAGAUACAAGCGCAACACUCUCACGUAAGUCUCGCGCAGCGCGAUUUUAUUACUUAAUACUUCGUCCGUACUUCGCAUCUCUUCGAUUAAAUAGAAGUCAGUUCAUCGCAAUAAUUUUAUCUAUACAUUUUUUUUUACUUGUACGAUUAGGAAGCGCGAUAAUCGCUUGUCAAGUAACAAUGAGUCUAAUUUUGCAAACUUCACCGUUUCGCGUUUGCUUAGCUUUCGACUUACUAAAUAAUUCCUCACGGGCUGCUUUCUUGAGCGAGCGUUAUUAAGCAUUAAUUUGUUCGAUAGAUAAUUUAAUACACUUUUCUUCAACAGCACCCGGGAAGUUUAUUCCGUUUUAUUCUCGUUUCUUAAUUUAAAUGGAUGUCGGAACAAAAAGUUUUACUCUCGUAUUUUGCAUUUCGUAUUUCAACCAGACUUUUCUUUUACAAUAAGAAAGAAAUCUGUCUGCCUUAACUGUAAUAGUCCGUGUUUCGUUUAUUCAACGAGGUUUAUUUAUUUAUUUAUGCACACAUAUUUAUAAACUCUCAUACAAACUGGACUGCGUAUCUACUUAUAUUUCCUGCAACUUCGUAUUUCUGAUAUAUGUGAUUAUACACAUUUUUGAUUACACGUUGUUCGAUAAAUUGUGAUACAAAUUUUUAUCAUCGAAUCGUAAUGUUAAAGGGGAUUCUCCUUUUUAUAGAAAUAUAGAUUUUUCUGUAAAGGAAGGUGGGUGAACUAUUUGUACAGUCUUGAAAAAAUUAAAAUAGAAUUUUUUUUCUUCGAGUUUCUUAGAAUCGUUUUCAGUAAAUAUAUCAUUAAAAUGUCAAUUCUAAGGAAAUUAUUAGAAAUCACAAUUAGGGAUUUGUGAAUAUUAAUACUGAAGACUGAAAAAAGAUACGUGUAUAACUAUAAUCGAUCGCAUGUGCGUCUGACAUUAUAAUGCUGCCCGAUUGUACAGAUGCCAUAUAAUGAGCGUUUGUGUAUUACUUACACUGUAUUUAACACACAACUCAAUUUAUAGAGAUAUUAUAUAUAUAUAUAUAUAUAUAUAUAUAUAUAUAUAUAGAUUUAUAAUACAUAGAUUUUUUGUAAAAUUCUAUUCUCAACAAUUGUAUAAAUAAAAUAUUUCUAUGAUACUUUACAUAAUCUCAGGUAUUAGAAUAUAUAUCAUAAAUAAAA
This is a messenger RNA of Ooceraea biroi (clonal raider ant), 4951 nucleotides long. It is a transcript of the gene fliI, whose product is annotated as FLII actin remodeling protein. Lineage: Eukaryota; Metazoa; Arthropoda; Insecta; Hymenoptera; Formicidae. The record is from RefSeq and is a predicted model, not a curated record. Gene Ontology annotation, cellular component: nucleus; cytoplasm; actin cytoskeleton. Gene Ontology annotation, molecular function: actin filament binding; phosphatidylinositol-4,5-bisphosphate binding. Gene Ontology annotation, biological process: actin polymerization or depolymerization; myofibril assembly; actin filament severing.